Messenger RNA from Vidua chalybeata, 1733 nucleotides. RefSeq lists its product as uncharacterized. The transcript is spliced from 2 exons. The coding region runs from base 461 to 1414 and encodes 317 amino acids. Lineage: Eukaryota; Metazoa; Chordata; Aves; Passeriformes; Viduidae. The record is from RefSeq and is a predicted model, not a curated record.
GUGGGCUGAUCGAUAAUUUAGGCUAAUCCUGCGAGGCGCCGGUGGGUGAGGACGGGCAGGGCUGCGUGCAGCCGGCUCGGGUACCGUAAAUAAACACCAACACCGGGCCGAGAGCGCUGCAGCGGCACCGGGAGGAGAGCGCCGGGGCUUGCCUCGCUGGAGUCAGGAGAAGGGGAUCGGCUCCUCCGGGGGGGAGUCUCGGGAGGCUCCGACCCCACGCACCCCGAAUGUUCUGGGGAGCCCGGGGGGCUCCGGCCCCCACACCCGGUGGGGUUCUGGGUGGUCUCGUCUCUGCGCAGCCGGCGGGGUCCCGAAGGGUCCCGGGGGUCUCCAGCCCCGCGGUUCCGCAGGAUCCCGGAGGUCCCGGGGUUGUCGCGGGGCUCUCAGCCCCGCAGGAUCCCGGGAUGCUCUCGGGGCUCUCAGCCCUGCAGGAUCCCGGGAUGCUCCCGGUGCUCCAGGGAUGCUCCCGGUGCUCCUGGGAUGCUCCCGGUGCUCCUGGGGCUCUCAGCCCUGCACGAUCCCGGGAUGCUCCCGGUGCUUCCAGGGCUCUCAGCCCUGCAGGAUCCCGCUAUUCCCGGGAUGGUCCCGGUGCUCCAGGUGCUCUCAGCCCCGCAGGAUCCCGGGAUGCUCCCGGCGCUCCCGGGGCUCUCAGCCCCGCAGGAUCCCGGUGCUCCCGGGAUGCUCCCGGGGCUCUCAGCCCCGCAGGAUCCCGCUGUUCCCGGGACGCUCCCGCUGUUCCCGGGACGCUCCCGCUGUUCCCGGGAUGCUCCCAGGGCUCCCAGCCCCGCAGGAUCCCGCUGUUCCCGGGACGCUCCCGCUGUUCCCGGGACGCUCCCGGUGCUCCCAGCCCCGCAGGAUCCCGCUGUUCCCGGGACGCUCCCGCUGUUCCCGGGACGCUCCCGGUGCUCCCAGGGCUCUCAGCCCCGCCGGAUCCCGGUGCUCCCGGGACGCUCCCGCUGUUCCCGGGAUGCUCCCAGGGCUCUCAGCCCCACAGGAUCCCGCUGUUCCCGGGACGCUCCCGCUGUUCCCGGGACGCUCCCGGUGCCCCCGGCGCUCUCAGCCGCGCUCGGCCCGGCCCGUUGGCUGUUCUCUGUCGCCACCCCGCGGUCACGGCGGGCAGCGCAGCCGGUCCCGCCCCGCGGGCAGCAGCGGCCGCGGCGCCGCCGAAAUGUCGGGAAAAAUUCGGAAUUCGGGGAAAACGCGUCUCCUCCGGACGCUGCUGAGGCCUCCUGAAGCCCCGACAGCGCCGGGCUGGAGCGGAAGCACUGAAAGCAUCUCCGGUUCUACCGGGUUUGAAGAAGGGACAGCAAACACCGGCACCGCCGCGGGUUCGCAGCGCCGCGAGCACAACGCGGGCGCUGAUCCGUCAAAGGGACCAUUCCUACAGAAAUCCCGUCUCCACUCGCUCGUUUGACACUGCUGAGAAGGGCUUCUAGAGACUUCAGUUGGACAGAGAACAACUACACUUCAAACCGUCAUUUCAAACUCCUCAUUUCCAUUAUCUACCAAAUUCCAUUAUCUACCAAAUUUCAAACUCCUCAUUUCCAUUAUCUACCAAAUUCCUAUUUCCUCCUUGUUUCUAAAAGCUCAGCUCUGCUGAAGAACACGGUGCAGAAUUUGACCUACAAACCCUUCUUGACGGUGAUAAUAUUUAAAAAAAGGAAUAAAUCGGUCUGAUAAACACAGUGAGAAACAUUGUGGCUUUUUACAGCAAAUACUGCUUCCCGUGGGAU